GGCGCGCGGAGCGGAGACGCGCAGUGUCUCUGCGCGCUUGGAGGAGGUACAGCUGCCGGCGGGAGGGGGGACAGAGAGCCACCGAGCAGGCGACCAUUCCUUCACUGCUGCCGCCUCUCCUCUGUCAGCAUCCCUCAGAAAAUCUGCCGCACCGAAGAUCCAUCGUUUCCCUCCAGCCUCUGGCGCUCCUCAGUAUGUGUGGGAUCUAAGGGCUCCGAAGGGAAAAGGACUGACUGACACCCCCCACCCCCACCCCGGUGGAUGUGGACACAUAAACUGCUGACAUGGAGAAGAUAGUGAAUCCGUUGGUCUCUUUUCUCUUGGUUUUAUGGGGCUGCGCGCUCGGAGGCUCUCCCGGUGUUCAGAUAGGGGGGCUUUUUCCACGAGGCGCGGAUCAAGAGUACAGCGCGUUUCGGAUAGGAAUGGUUCAGUUUGGCACCUUGGAAUUCAGACUCACACCCCAUAUUGACAACCUGGAGGUGGCCAACAGUUUUGCUGUAACCAACUGCUUCUGUUCCCAGUUCUCAAGAGGAGUCUAUGCCAUCUUUGGAUUCUAUGACAAGAAAUCAGUGAACACCAUCACAUCGUUCUGUGGGACACUGCACGUCUCCUUCAUCACGCCUAGCUUCCCUCUGGAUGGAAAUCAACAGUUCAUUAUCCAGAUGCGACCUGAUAUCAAAGGCCCCCUCCUCAGUCUCAUUGAGUACUAUAAGUGGGACAAGUUUGCCUAUCUGUACGACAGCGAUCGAGGCCUCACUACGCUGCAGGUGGUUCUGGACACAGCAGCAGAAAAGAAGUGGCAGGUGACUGCCAUCAAUGUGGGAAACCUGAAGGAUGAGAGGAAGGACGAGGCGUACCGCUCACUCUUCCAGGACCUGGAGAACAAGAAGGAGAGGAGAGUGAUACUGGACUGUGAGCAGGACAAAGUCAAAGACAUCAUGGAUCAGGUCAUCACAAUAGGCCGACACGUGAAAGGCUACCACUACAUUAUUGCCAACCUUGGGUUUGUUGAUGGAGACCUGUCCAAGAUUCAGUACGGUGGAGCCAACGUUUCGGGAUUUCAGAUUGUUGAUUUUGAUGAUCCUCUGGUUUCAAAAUUCGAUCAGCGAUGGGAAGCCCUGGAGGAAAAGGAGUAUCCAGGUGCUGACAGCAAAAUAAGGUACACAUCAGCGCUGACCUAUGACGCAGUUCAGGUGAUGACUGAAGCCUUCCGGUAUCUGCAUAAGCAGCGCAUUGACUUCACCAGGAGGGCCAACACUGGUGACUGUCUGGCCAACCCUGCGGUUCCUUGGGCUCAGGGAGUGGAAAUCGAGCGAGCGCUCAAACAGGUACGAGUGGAAGGUCUGACAGGAAACAUCCAGUUUGAUCAACAUGGCAAGAGAGUCAAUUACUCUGUAAAUAUCAUGGAACUGAAGAAUAAUGGCCCCGUAAAGAUUGGAUACUGGAACGAAGUUGACAAAAUGGUUCUCACCAAAUUGGGCGAACCUUCAAAUGACACCACAGGCAUGGAGAACAAAACUGUCAUAGUCACCACCAUUCUGGAAGCUCCAUAUGUGAUGCUGAAAAAGAAUGCUGACCUGUUUGUUGACAAUGAACGUUAUGAAGGGUACUGUGUUGAUCUGGCUGCAGAAAUAGCAAAGCACUGCGGCUUCAAGUACCAGCUGAAAAUAGUGGGUGAUGGAAAGUAUGGAGCCAGAGAUGCAGAGACCAAAAUCUGGAAUGGAAUGGUUGGAGAGUUAGUAUAUGGGAAAGCAGACAUUGCUGUGGCCCCUUUGACUAUAACAUUAGUCAGAGAAGAAGUGAUUGAUUUCUCAAAACCCUUCAUGUCUCUGGGAAUCUCCAUCAUGAUCAAGAAGCCUCAAAAAUCCAAACCUGGAGUCUUCUCUUUCCUGGACCCACUGGCUUAUGAGAUCUGGAUGUGUAUUGUAUUUGCCUACAUCGGUGUCAGCGUGGUGCUGUUUCUUGUCAGCCGUUUCAGCCCCUAUGAGUGGCACACAGAGGAGUAUGAGGAUGGACAGAUCCAGACCAAUGAAUCGACUAAUGAGUUUGGCAUAUUCAACAGCCUGUGGUUUUCCCUGGGAGCUUUUAUGAGACAAGGAUGUGACAUUUCACCAAGAUCCUUGUCUGGACGUAUUGUUGGUGGGGUGUGGUGGUUCUUCACUUUGAUCAUCAUCUCGUCCUACACAGCCAACCUGGCUGCUUUUUUAACUGUUGAGAGGAUGGUGUCUCCUAUUGAAAGUGCAGAGGACCUGGCAAAACAGACUGAGAUAGCUUAUGGGACUCUAGACUCUGGCUCAACCAAAGAGUUCUUUCGACGCUCUAAGAUUGCACUGUUUGAUAAAAUGUGGACAUACAUGCGCAGUGCAGAGCCUUCCGUGUUUGUGAAAACAACGGCCGAGGGGGUUCAGAGGGUCCGCAAGUCCAAAGGGAAAUAUGCUUACCUGCUGGAGUCCACCAUGAAUGAGUACAUCGAGCAGCGGAAGCCCUGCGACACCAUGAAGGUGGGAGGCAACCUGGACUCCAAAGGCUACGGGAUCGCCACGCCGAAAGGAUCCUCAUUAAGAACGCCAGUAAACCUUGCAGUAUUGAAACUCAGUGAGCAAGGCGUCUUAGACAAGCUGAAAAACAAAUGGUGGUACGAUAAGGGUGAAUGUGGAGCCAAGGACUCUGGAAGUAAGGAGAAGACGAGCGCCCUAAGCCUGAGCAACGUGGCUGGGGUCUUCUACAUUCUGGUCGGAGGACUCGGCUUGGCCAUGCUGGUGGCCUUGAUUGAGUUCUGUUACAAGUCCCGAGCCGAGGCGAAACGAAUGAAGAUGACCUUUGGGGAUGCCAUGAGGAAUAAAGCAAGACUUUCCGUCACAGGGAGUACUGGGGAGAAUGGUCGGGUGAUGACUCCAGAGUUUCCUAAAGCUGUCCAUGCUGUCCCGUACGUGAGACCUGACAUGGGACUGAACGUCAGCCUGACGGAUCUGUCCUGAUCAACGAGAAACUCCUGAGUGCCUUACAAUGAUUUCAGAAGAAUUCUUUUUUCUUUUUUUUGUCCCCCUCUCAUUCAUACUGGCACUUUGUUGGUCUGUCUUGUGAAAAAGGAAAUAUGUAAGAUAGAGGCCUCACUUUGCUGACUGCAAAGACCCAAAUAAAUUGUCUCUAGUCUUUUCCAUGCGAAAACGCCUCUUAUCCUGGAGGGCUUCCACCUGGGAAGAGAAAAAGGGAGGCUUUUGUUUUGUAAACUGGUGACUCCAUGCUUUCCUGUCUGAUCUGCUUGGACUGUACUGCAACAGAAGCAAGGGCUUGACUGACAGCUGAGACUGUGUGUGAGAGUCAGGGGUUCAGUCAUCUCAGCUGUUGAGUGAGCCUGUGAAGAGCAUGGAUGUUGUCACAAACGCAACGUGUCUGUAGCCGCCACCGUCAAACCGGAUUUUCAAGCACACUUGAUCUCAUCUGUACGAAGAUGUGAAAUUGUCUUUUUUUUUCUAAGAAAAUCUCAAGAAAACAUUUAUUGAAAAAAAGUAUUUUUAUGUAUUUUCACAAAAAUAGCUUUUAAAUAAACUUGCUUACAUAAUGGUUGGAUAUAAACAUCUUAAUGUGUGAGUAUAAAGGAAGAAUAAAUACUAAACAACUUCUAGUUCCACAUUUUCAAAGCCAAAUACAUUGCAUAUUGGGGUAAGAUGUUAUAACCAUGUAAUUAAUUCCUAUUAAUUCCUGUAUAUUUUAUUCUUUAACAUUUGGUGUCAAUAUGAACUAUACGUCAAUACUUGACAUUUGGAAUCAAACCUUUGGUGUUUUUCUUGUUGGAGUUGGUGCAGCAGUUUUGCUUUAUUCUUUGGUCUCUUUGUUUGCUUCAGUGCUUUUGCUGUUUGUGUUCUUCUGGUGAUGAACAGAGCUGUUGCUCUGCUUUCAAAAAUGAAACUAAUCUGUUUACAUGCAGUGAAUGAAGAACUGAAUAAUAUGGGAGCGUAGUGUGGCAGUAUAUAUUUUAAAGUGGCAUCAAAAAGUGACAUCCUUAUGGGUAACAUGAUGGUUUCAAAUGCCAAAUAAGGAAGAGUGCCAAAUUUCAGUGCCAGUAAAUAUAAAUAUAGUCUUAAUAUAAUUAAUCACUGUCAUCUCAGUGAAUGUAAAUGACUCUGAUACAUUCUGUAACUUUUGUAACUAGAUGUACAGUUGGUGGCUAUGACAGUGCUAAUACAGUAGACUUCUCGCUUUGUUUUUCAUUCACCAUGUACUUUGCAUUGCUCUGACAAUGAAGUAGCACCAGUUGCAUGUUGUUGCCAGAAAUACUGCAUAUGUUAAUUUGAUUACUGCCAAACAAUCAUUUUCAUUUUAAUGGUCAAGUUGCGAGUUGAACACUUUCAAAUUGGAAAUACAAUGUGAGACACAUACACACACAUAUAUAUGUACACACACAUUAUAUACAUAUUAUCAUAUAUUUUAUACAAAUAUUUAAAAUAUAAAAAGUAUAUCCUCUUCUGAGAAUGGCAUUGCUUCCAUUUAAUAAUAAAUCAAAACAUGUUAUUUUGAAAAGUUUUUUUAAGCUGUUUCACUGUAAGUUAUGAACUCAGUUAUACAGGUUGCACUUAUGAUUAUGGCAUCUUUUGUUUCUCUUUGAGAGUUAGUCUGUGCGAAGUAGUCCUCUGCAGUCAGCAGGGACAUACACAGUAAUAUAAUAUCUGUUCUUUAAAAUCAACAGUAGAAAUGUAUACCAUAGAUGCAAUCACUUUCAUUGCAUAUUCAGGCUAUUCCACUGACAUUUUAUAUUUGGAAUGUGUGCUAACUUGUUUAUUUUUGGGACCCUUUCUAAAUAAAAGUUGCUGAUUUCUUGUUUUCA
This is a messenger RNA of Oryzias latipes (Japanese medaka), 4825 nucleotides long. It is a transcript of the gene gria2b, whose product is annotated as glutamate receptor, ionotropic, AMPA 2b. Gene Ontology annotation, molecular function: ligand-gated monoatomic ion channel activity; signaling receptor activity. Gene Ontology annotation, biological process: monoatomic ion transport. NCBI's taxonomy places the organism in Eukaryota, Metazoa, Chordata, Actinopteri, Beloniformes, Adrianichthyidae. The record is from RefSeq and is a predicted model, not a curated record. Gene Ontology annotation, cellular component: membrane.